CUUUCACUUCCGUCAAUCUCCCAGGUAAGAUCAACAAAAUGCAGUCACUCAGGUUCAGCGAUGGAGUAUUUAUGGAAGUCGGAGGCAUAUCAUUUGUGUAUGAAUAGAGUGUCAACGAAAGAGUGAUUCAGAUCUGGGGUCAUCCACCAUCAUUCAGGUUGCCCUAACAUGCCCGGUCGUAUUAGAGGAGGACACACUUACAACUACAGCAUGACGAAAAAGCAAAAACAAACGACGGAACACGAUGUUAUCUCAGCCAAAAAAAGGGAAGAAAGGGCUGUGAGAGAAGCGUACAAGAAGGAGAGAAAAAUAGAAUCAUAUCUUGCUGAUGAUGAAAAUUUUCCAAGUUUUGCCACGGAGUUGGCUAAAAUGGGAUUACAACUACGUGACAUUCCAGGCGAUGGAAACUGUUUGUUUCGUGGCCUUGGGGAUCAGUUAGAAGGUCACUGUCGCAACCACUUCCGUCAUCGCCAGGAUGUCGUCCGCUACAUGGCUGAACACCGCGACGACUUCGAGCCUUUCAUGGAGGAUGACAUUCCAUUUGAUACUCACAUACAAAACCUCAAGAAACUUGGUGUAUAUGCUGGUAAUGAUGCAAUUGUCGCCUUUGCCAGACUGCAUCAAGUGAACAUCGUGAUACAUCAGCUUGACGCCAAGCACCUCAUGAUUACUGGAUCCGCCCACAGCAAUGCCAGGCAGCUUCACAUCUCUUACCACAACGGCGACCACUACUCAAGUGUCAGGAAACUUAACGACAACACUGAGUCGCCAGCCAACAUCAGAAUACAGGAUGAGUCUGACAGCAAGGUCACCCCUCCCGGCUGGAUGAACGGCUACACAGAGACUCACAAAGAAGGCAGCGACGGAUACGUGCGAGCCAUUCGCGGAUGUCAGGCCAUAGAAGACGAGGUGGUAGCAGCCACAAAGUGUCAGGAUCUGACAAUGAUUCGUGAGACACUGGUUGACUGCAGCUACGAUGCGGAUGCAGCCAUAGCUCAACUUAUGCAGGUGAUGGAGCUUACAGAUAAAGACCAUUCAACCUCAUCGGCCGAAGACACCGAUUCCAUGUCAUCUCAGCGAACAUCGACAGACAGUGGGAUCUGGUCAGACAGUGGCACCGGACUGAGAGUGUUCGGUGCCACCAGCAUCCCAAGUUCCUCAUCCAGCAGGAAAGGUCAGCAUGUCCAUUUCCGGGACGAUAGUCUCGGCGGCAGCUCAGGAUACGGAUCCUUGAACAGUGAUCGUGGUGGUGCACGGCCAAAGCUGGUUUCCAUGCCAACACAGCCUAAUCGAGUGUCGUCACGGAAACUGAAAGAAGCAAAGAAAAUGGAAAAGAAGAUGAGAGCGGAAGAGCGACAUCGCCAGCGUGUCAUGGGAUCGAGGACGUUGCAGCCGCAGAUGAUCCCAGCUGACCCCAGCGCUUUCACAGUUGUGUCCCAUGCAGCCUCCAUUACCAGGAUAUAGGUCAAGGUCAAGGUCAUGUUGAUAGUGUGACCUGAGCACGCACAACGCUAUGGAAACUUCUGAAUGCAACUCUUACUUAAAUGGAAAAAUGAUAUAUUUUGUGUUGUGUAAAUUUGUAAAUAGAAACUAAACCAUAUAUAUAUAUCAGAUAAAUUAACAACAAUGUCUUGAGGUCACAGUGGUACAUAUAUCAUGAUAUUGCACAAUAAGAAAUUUAUUGAAUACUUUGUCAGCAAAUUUUUGGGUUGUUGGUUGAAUAAAAUGAAAAAAAAGAACAAGAUUUUAAAAGCACUAUGUACAUGGUCGUUGAUUUGAAGGAACAAGAACAUGAAGGAAAGGUGGGUUUAUUAAAUAAUUAUUGUUCAAUAAGCCACUUUUCUUAUCUGCCUUGAAGAUUUCCAUUAUCAAUAUUAGUUUUGCCAUAUUUUCUUUAAAGAAUUUCAGUAACCCACUUUUGCAAUUUUAUACUGGCAUGUCUGUAAAUUGAGUUCUUUUACACAUGUAAUGAGUGAAUCCUUGGAUUUUGAAUGAGAACAAUGGAAAAUCUGUUUUUUCAAUCACUGUUAUUCUUUAUUAAAAGAAAUCAAAUCUUCACUAGCUCCCUGAUAGAAUGUUUUCAAAAACCACCUCUGCCUGCCUUUUAAUUUGAAAAAACUUAUCACCACCAAACAAAUAUUUAACUGGAAUUAUUUUGGAAUUCUGUGAUAAAUCUGCAAAUUCCAUUUUAUGGCUUUCACACCAACCAGAAAAUGGCACUUAUGCCAUACUUCAUGUGCCAUGUUCAGAUUAAUAUUCAUAUUUUCUGAAAUGUGGAAUCAGGAUACAUCCUGAAUAUUAUAUAUUUGUUACUGUUAUAUAUUAUAUAUGUGAUGCUGCUCUGAAAAGGGUAAUUCUAACUAUGUUAAAUGCCCAAAAAAGUUAUGGAUCAUUGGGUUCAUGAAAUUGUGUAUUCAGUCUUUACAAGAAAAAAGUAUCCACAAAAAUAAUCAUGAUCCCUAACUUAUUCUGUUUGGUAUAUAUAUGUUUUCAGUCUUUACAAGAAAAAAGUAUCCACAAAAAUAAUCAUGAUCCCUAACUUAUUGUUAGGUAUAUAUCAAUAUUAUCGGUAUAUCAUAAUAUACCAUGAGAGAUGACUAAACAAAAUUAUGGAUCAUAGUUGUUUUUUAAAAUGUUCAUGAAAUUGUGUUUUCAGUCUUUUACCACAAAAAAAAACCUAUCCAAAAAAAUAAUCAUGAUCCAUAACUUGUUCUGUUUAGUAUAUAUUACUUAAUAUUAUAUCAUAAUAUACCACGAGCCUGAUGACAGAAUGUAUUUAUUGUAAAUAAUGUUUCAUGUGUGAUAUUGAUGUUGUGUUACCAUUACAUGAACUAGACAUCAUAAUACGUUGACUGACUGUCUCUUCUAAAGGAUGGCAAUUGCAUAAAUGACACUCAUUCAUCCAGAAAUGGACAUUUUUUUAUUUAUUUCACUGCAUUUGGAUGGCAAAUACUGAGCUUGAACAUCUGAACAUGACAGAGCUUAUUUCAUAAUAAGCAAGAACCGGUAAGUUGUAUUGGAAGGCCAGUUUAGUUACUAGAAACCUGUAAAUGUGUAACAAUGCAACUGUCAUAUGUAUUUCCGAUACCUUCCUCGAUCUUAACAUGAACCACUUUCAAUAAGUAAUAGAUGGUUCAGAUUUUCCAAUAUGGCAGACAAGGGGAGACAACUCACACCAUACUAUUUUGUCAUCUGCAGAAAAUACACCACUGACAUUCUUGUGAAAGUCAUUUGGAAAUAUCUUGAUGCUGAGUGUUGUAGAACUGUCUGAAAAUGGUAAAUAUUCUGUUAAUUUAUGUUAAGAUCAUAUUCAGUUUUUCUCAUCACUCAUGUUUGGACUAUUUGACAUCGUUAGAACAUAUUUAUCAUACUUUCACUCAUACUCUCCCUGGUUUUUGAGCCAUUAUGUAAUGUUUUUGUAAUUAGGCCAGAUCAUAUUUUAUUGUUUUUGGGGUUUUUUUUUUUUUUUUUGUUACAGUGUUUUAUUUUUCAUUUCAUUAGUCAAGACAUCCUCAACAUCUCCACAGCUUGCACUUCAGUAAACCACACAAAGGUGGGUAAUUUGUUAGAACUACAGGACUGGAUUAAUGUAGGUUUAUUUUAAUUCCAAAAUAUAAAGAUGUCUCUGCUGAUUUUAGAAUUUUAGACACUUUUUGUAUGAAAUAUUUCUUUGAAAAAACAUUCAACGUAUUUUCGGAGGAAAGUCGUUUGGUUCUGGGAGAUUUUUGCACUUAAUCAGUUGUCUAAUUUGGCAUUAAGCAACACUCACUCAAAGCAUAAUUACAGAUGGCAGUCUACAGCACUUUAUGUCAUAUUGGAAGUCUGUGUAAGAAUGUGAAAAGUCUUUUUUGAACGUGUCCCUAUGUUUUGCACCUAUUUUCCUUCUCUUUUACCUAUCUCUAAAAUUUGAAGUUUCCAGUUGAGAAAAAGGGGUCCUACCUCAUCCAAACUUGUGAAUUUUUUUAUGUUAUUUCCAAUUGUGUUUGACAAUAUUUACUGGAUUCAGUCACUAAUAAAAUUCUUCUUGUUUGUGAUAAUAUAACAAGCUCAAGCUCUGUUCCAUGUCCACUAUUGAAUGUAUAAUAUUUCUAGAAUCUCAUGAACUCAAAUUUGCUAAUUGAUUUCAAUUUUUUAAUUUUUGUAGCGCCAGAUGUUUUCAUGGAUGAUUUUGAAUCAUGUUCAUCAUGAAUCAUGUCUUCAUGUUAAAAAUGUUUCCAUGGAGACAGAACAUACGGGCAGCAUAAAUGCUCUGUAGGGGAGCAUAAGCUAUUUGGGGAGGAAAAAUGUUUCCGUUAUAUUAUUACAUGUAUUUGGGUAUGUGUUCCAAGAACUGGAAGCAAGAAUAGAAAAAUAAGAAUUCUUUUCAGAGUUAUUUAAGGUUAUUUCAAACUAAUAAUUUAUAAAAUACAUGUUUAGAAAAAAAACAACAA
Haliotis rubra (blacklip abalone) is the source of this 4430-nucleotide messenger RNA. Its product is annotated as OTU domain-containing protein 3-like. Gene Ontology annotation, biological process: protein deubiquitination. The coding region runs from base 169 to 1464 and encodes 431 amino acids. Gene Ontology annotation, molecular function: cysteine-type deubiquitinase activity. The record is from RefSeq and is a predicted model, not a curated record. The transcript has 9 exons. Lineage: Eukaryota; Metazoa; Mollusca; Gastropoda; Lepetellida; Haliotidae.